ACUCACAGGCUGUAAAUGGCUGUGGGUACACUGUAAAUAGUUUUAACCAUACUGGCCUGCUGGUCUUGACCAGACUUGUUUUGGAAAUCAAGUUCAUCUAUUUGAUUUUGUUAAAGAAGUAGUACAAAAUCAAGAAAAACAGUACAGCCAUCUUCUUUAACUUGCCUCUGAACAGAACUCAUUUUAUACAAUGCAGACAUCUAUCAAGGAGGCCCAAGCCCGACAGCUUGAAUUAAAACGUGAAUUCGAUAAACUGGAAAAUGUAUUUCUCACCUCCACUUCCACUACCACGUCUUCUCCUUCAUCACCUUCCACAUCAUCACCUUCCAUAUCAUCGUCUUCUCUAUAUCAAAUGGGUAUGGAGUUUGUUUUGGAGUUCAAGAAAGCAAGAAUUAAACAAGGAAAGGAGCGUAUGGACUGGAAAUUAUGUAUGAAAGAAGGACACAAAAGCGGUUUACUUUCAAAUUAUAAAAAUAUUGACACUUUAAAAAAUCAAUUCAUGAAAUUUGAAAAAUCACAAAAAAAAAAGAAAUAAACGCC
Messenger RNA from Mucor mucedo, 540 nucleotides. RefSeq lists its product as uncharacterized. NCBI's taxonomy places the organism in Eukaryota, Fungi, Mucoromycota, Mucoromycetes, Mucorales, Mucoraceae. The coding region runs from base 191 to 535 and encodes 114 amino acids. The record is from RefSeq and is a predicted model, not a curated record. The transcript is spliced from 2 exons.